Messenger RNA from Arctia plantaginis, 3717 nucleotides. The record is from the annotation of a GenBank genome assembly. NCBI's taxonomy places the organism in Eukaryota, Metazoa, Arthropoda, Insecta, Lepidoptera, Erebidae.
AUGGUUGGUUUCGAUGCCGACAUGAAUCGGGACGAUGAUGGUGACAAUAUUGGACUUGGUUGCGCUUUAGAGCAUUUCUCAGAGAUAGAAGAUGUGAUGAAUAUGAUAGAUAAUGUAAAAAAUAUAUAUAAUACGCCGACAUUAGAAUUAGAAUAUGAUAAACUGUAUGCAAUAUUAAAACAGUAUUAUGAGCAACCUCACUUGCUGGACCCUCAUUUGGAUAAGAUUCUGUCUAAGUUCCUGAGUCUGAUCAGGGACAAAGACUCACCGGUUGAAUUGAAACAUGCUACAUUUAAUUAUAUGUAUCAAGUAAUAAGAGUUAGAGGAUACAAGGUGGUUGUGAGGCACCUCCCACACGAGGUUUCAGAUCUCAUAACAGUCUUGACAUUCCUGGAGACUCAAGAUCCAAAUGACAAAGAAACUUGGAGAAGCAGAUUUGUGUUGUUGCUAUGGCUCUCUAUUGUAGUAAUUAUUCCAUUCCCCAUGAGCAGGCUAGAUGGCUUUGCACCAGGACAACCAGAUGCUGCCAGUGGAUCAAAGAAACUAACAGUAAUAGAAAGAGUAUUUAAUAUAUGCAAAACCUAUGCCCUUUGCAAGGACUCGUGUGCAGAGGCCAGUGCCUACUUGGCUUCGAAGUUUCUUAUAAGGUCAGAUGUUAAAGAACUGUACAUGGGUGCAUUUUUUGACUGGGCAUGUGAGCUACAUUCCAAUAUUCAAGAAGAAGAUACAAUCCACUAUGGAGUAUUAGCUGCUGUCGCUGCUGUUCUCAAACAUGGCAAGAGAGAUGACUUAUUGCCUUUUGCAUCUAAAUUACUGGAGUGGGUCACCAACCAAAACUACCAGUAUCAUAAGGCUAUGCUUGUUAGAAAAUAUGGUGUUAAAAUUGUACAGAGAAUAGGUCUAACAUUCCUGCGGCCACGCGUUGCGUCGUGGAGAUACACUCGUGGUUCGCGCUCUUUGGCCGUUACGUUGGGUGGAGUCGCAGCCUCUGGAGAUACUGAACCUAUAAACUCCCUUCCUGAUGACGAUGAUCAAGAUAUACCGCAAGAAGUGGAAGACGUAGUAGAGCUGUUGCUGUGCUCCCUCCGCGAUGACGACACCGUGGUGCGGUGGUCGGCGGCCAAGGGCGUGGGCCGCAUCGGCGCGAGGCUCCCGCCCGGCGCCGCCGCCGACGUGUGCGAGAGCGUGCUCGUGCUCUUCGCGGACCACGAAAAGGAGACCGCCUGGCACGGCGGCUGUAUGGCACUGGCUGAAUUAGCGCGGCGCGGGCUGCUGUCUCCGCCGCAGGUGGGCGCCGGCGUGGCGCGCGUGGGCGCGGCGCUGCGGCGCGACGAGGCGCGCAGCGCGGCGGGCGGCGGGGGCGGGCGCGCGGCGCGGGACGCGGCGUGCCACGCGGCCUGGGCCUUCGCGCGCGCCUACGACGCCGCCGCGCUCGCGCCGCACGCCACCGCGCUCGCCAACGCGCUCAUCUCCACCGCCUGCUUCGACAGAGAAAUAAAUUGUAGACGAGCAGCAUCAGCCGCUUACCAGGAAAACGUAGGUAGACACGGCAUGUUCCCGCACGGGAUCGACGUGCUCACCACUGCGGACUUCCAUUCGGUCGGGCCGAGGAACAACGCCUACCUGGUGAUCGCCCCGCAAGUGGCCAGCUACCCCGAGUACACGCAGCCACUCAUCGACCACCUCGUUGAUUUAAAAGUCGAACACUGGGAUUAUGCCAUUCGUGAGAUAGCCGCUAAAGCGCUGUAUAAAUUGACCGAAAAGAUUCCUGAUUACGUCGCAACUGUUGUACUACCGAAGCUCGUCAACAAAACUGAAUCCAUAGAUCUGAAUGUACGUCAUGGAGCAAUACUAGCUAUUGGAGAAGCUAUUUACGCUUUGUCUAAAGCUAAGUUACCCAAUGGUAAAAUGGCUGACUCAUUGAUUACCGAGGAAAUCUCCGUAAGCGUCCGCAACCUGGUCCCGUCGCUACGCGUCCGCCAGCAGUUCCGCGGGCUGGGCGGCGAGCUCAUGCGCCAGGCCUGCUGCCACUGCAUCGCGUCCCUGGCCCUGGCCGGGGCUCCCUACCAUGGACAUGAGAUUAUAGAUGAUUGGCUUAACUUGAUCGAGGAAUGUUUAUCUCAUGAAGUACAAAUUAUCAGGGAGAAGGCCAUUUACGCAUUACCACUUGUUUUCGACGAAUAUCUCUGCGAUGACGGGCUCAAGUACGGCGAGAUGAGCGUCAAGGAGAAACGGAAGCAGUUGUUGGAGAAGUACUGUGAUCAGCUGUCAUGCAGUGGGGUCAAUGGUCUAGUAUUGAGAAUGGGCUAUGCGAGAGCUGUGGGUUCGUUACCAAAGUUCGUCCUCACCGAGCAUCUGCCAGUAGUAGUUAAAGCCCUUAUCCAAUGCACUAGAGUGACGGACUCGACUCAGAAGUGGGCCGAGGCGCGUCGUGACGCGGUUAUCGGUUUGACCGAAGUUUGUCAAACUCAGGGCAUCGUCGGCUCAAUCGACAAGUACAUCGGCGAAAUUGUAUCUGCGCUCUUGGACUGCUUGUUGGAGUACACCAUUGAUAUGAGGGGGGAUGUCGGUGCUUGGGUGAGGGAAGCUAGUAUGACAGGAUUGUUGUCUAUUUGUAGACAAUGUGCAGUGGAAGCUCCACAUUUAAAUUCUCCUCAAAUAAUAAAGGAUAUAAUGUGUGGAGUCGCGCAGCAGGCUGUCGAGAAAAUCGACCGAACCCGAGCUCAUGCUGGCAGAAUAUUCACUUCGUUUAUUUAUAACGAUCCACCAAUAACAAACAUUCCUCACCAUGACGCUCUGAAGAGAAUCUUUCCAUCCGAAGAAGUGGAACUGAAGCAACCGCACCAAAUGGACGAUGACAACGAACAGACAUUGACAAGUGAAAAUUCCAACGUAGUACUGUGGCUGUUCCCGGGACACACCAUGCCCAGAUUUGUGCAACUGCUCAACUACUCAGACUAUAGGUACAACCUCAUAAAGGGGUUAGUUGUCAGCGGCGGCGAGUUGACGGAAAGUUUGGUGAAACACACUACGCAAUCUCUCUAUGAUUAUCUAAAUACUCUGCACAGUGAUAAAGAAAUGCUGAAUAGCAUUUGUGAUACUAUCAUAAAAGUGUUUGCUGACAAUUUACACGUUAAAAGGAUCAUGGGGCCCAUGUUCAACUUUUUGGAUCGAUUAUUGAGUUCAGAUAAUUUUAUCGUGAUACAACUGCACUUGUAUUUUUAUAAAUAUAAUAGGUUCAUAUGUAAUUCUUACUAUCAAAGACUGAAAAGUGACUUUAUUGUAAAAAUCGUUGCCAUAUGUCUGGUUAGCGGCCUUGAAAUUUCCAGCACCUACUGCUGGAAAUUUCUAUUCGAGGCUAGAAGGCCCAAACAUGCUGAUAGUAACUUAUUCGCGGUUAGUGGGAUCGGACUUUCCAGCAGUAGCCCAUUCGAGGUCGGCGGAGAAGUAUGUAGCAAGUCCUUGGGUCAACUGGUGAUCUACCUGUGCUACGCAGACCGUUACGUGCGCAGGUGCGCCGCCGCCAGGCUCUACGAAGCGCUAACCCUCUACGGCGACGUGUGUUCUGUGCCGCAGGAUAACAUUGAUCAGAUAAUGUCGGUCCUCGCUGAAACCGACUGGGAGAAAGAAGUAUCUGAACUAAGACCGAUAAGAAACGGCCUAUGCGAUUUAAUGGACAUCAAGAAGCCUGUCAUGAAACAGAAAACACCUUCAUAA